AUGUCUACCCCCAACGAGAAACCCCCGGCCGCGGACAAGGCCGUUGCUCAAAGUGCUACCGACUCGGACAACGAUGCGACAGCGACGCCCAAGUCUGAAGAGGUCUACGCCGGCAGUGGAGGCAAGGAUACCAUCUGGGCUGCUGGAGCAUCGGGCGCGUUGUACGAGCCCAUUCCCGAGUAUGAGGGAAGACACCGCUACGAUCCUACCGCUGUAUGGACGGAGAAAGAAGAGAAGAAGCUCGUGAGGAGGCUGGACUACCGCAUUUGCUCUUGGGUGUGCAUCAUGUUCUUUGCCCUUCAACUUGACCGCGGCAAUAUCAGCCAGGCUCUGUCGGACAACAUGCUCGACGACCUUGGCCUCACGACGAACCAGUACAACUACGGCAUGACCAUCUUCUACGUGACCUUUCUCAGCGCGGAGCUGCCCUCGCAGAUGAUCUCGAAGAAGCUCGGCCCUGAUGUCUGGAUCCCCAUUCAGAUGGUUAGCUGGUCUAUAGUCGCGGCGUGCCAGUCCAUCCUCGUGGGUGAGAAGGGGUUCUAUGCGACCCGCGCGCUACUCGGUCUCCUCGAGGGCGGCUUUAUCCCCGACGCCAUCCUGUAUCUGACCUACUUCUACACGAGCAAGGAGCUCCCCAUCCGCCUGAGCUAUUUCUACACCUCGUCCUACCUCACGCAGAUCAUCGCUGCCUUCCUCGCCGUCGGCAUCUUCCAGCUCCGCGGCGUCGGCGGCUGGGAGGGCUGGCGAUGGAUGUUCGCCAUCGAGGGCGGUCUGACCGGCCUCAUCGGGAUCUUCUCGUACCUCUACAUGCCCCCCUCGCCGACGCAGACGGCCUCCUGGUUCCGCGGCCGCAAGGGCUGGUUCACCGAGCGCGAGGAGGUCGUCAUGGUGAACCGCAUCCUGCGCGACGACCCCAGCAAGGGCGGCAUGCACAACCGCCAGGGCCUGACGCUCCAGCUCCUCUGGUCGUCCCUCACCGACGUCGACCUCUGGCCCAUCUACCUCAUGGGCUUCACCGUCCUCAUGCCGCUGCGGCCCGUCAUGGCCUACUUUACCCUGACGCUGCGCAACCUCGGCUUCACGACGCUGCAGACUAACCUGCUGACCGUGCCGGCCUUUGCCGUCUUCAUCUUCCAGCUCAUCUUCUGGUCACGCGUCUCGGAGCGCAUCAACAACCGCUUCCUCAUCAUCUCCUUCUGCUCCGUCUGGCUGUUCCCCAUGUUCAUGGCCCUCGCCUUCCUGCCCGCCGACGUCAGCGCCUGGAGCAAGUACGCCGUCCUGGCCCUCAUCAUCGGGUAUCCCUACGUGCACUCGAUCCUCGGUAUGUAUACACAGUCUCCACUCUCAUCUGUACUUGGAAGGAGGAAAAGAAUGCUCAUGUCGUGUCUUCGCACAGUCGGCCUGACCUCCCGCAACGCCGGCUCCGUCCGCACGCGCACCGUCGGCAGUGCCGUGUACAACAUGACGGUGCAGACGAGCAGCAUGAUCGGCUCCAACAUCUACCGCGCCGACGACGCCCCCCUCUACCGCCGCGGCAACAGGGCCAUCAUCGGCAUCAUUGCGUGGAACUUUGUCUCGGCCUUCCUGGUCAAGGGCUACUACAUGUGGCGCAACAAGAAGCGCGACCAGGCGUGGAACGCCCUCGGCGCCGCGGAGAAGGACCACUACCUCGCGACGACGACGGACGAGGGCAGCAGGCGGCUGGACUUUCGGUUCGCGCACUGA
Messenger RNA from Verticillium nonalfalfae, 1725 nucleotides. RefSeq lists its product as uncharacterized. Gene Ontology annotation, biological process: transmembrane transport. Gene Ontology annotation, cellular component: membrane. The record is from RefSeq and is a predicted model, not a curated record. Gene Ontology annotation, molecular function: sulfate transmembrane transporter activity. NCBI's taxonomy places the organism in Eukaryota, Fungi, Ascomycota, Sordariomycetes, Glomerellales, Plectosphaerellaceae. The transcript has 3 exons. The coding region runs from base 1 to 1725 and encodes 574 amino acids.